AUGGCUUCAAACAACGCGAAACCGCUCCUCUGGGGCGGCCGGUUCAGCGGGGCCAUCGCAGGUGCCAUCGACGAGCUCAUGUUCCAGUUCAACGAAUCGCUGUCCUUCGACAAGGUGCUCUAUAAGGCCGACAUACGUGGGUCCAUCACAUGGGCCAAGGCCCUGCGAAAGCUCGACAUUCUGACCGACGAGGAGCUCGACACGAUUGUGACGGGACUGCAGGCCGUCGAGAAGGAGUGGGAGGAGGGCAAGUUUGUCAUCCACACUUCGUCGGAUGAGGACAUUCACACUGCCAAUGAGCGCCGGCUGGGAGAACUUAUCGGCGCUACUGCCGGCAAGCUGCACACCGGCCGCUCUCGCAACGAGCAGGUCGGCGUCGACAUGCGCCUGUGGGCUGGCGAGCAGCUCGACCAGCUCUCUGUUAUCCUCAAGGACGUCCUCCGUGUCUUCGCCGAGCGCGCCAAGGAGGCUCUUCCUGUCCUGAUGCCUGGCUACACCCAUCUGCAGCGCGCUCAGCCCGUACGCUUCUCUCAUUGGUUGCUGUCGCACGCCACUUUUCUCAAGGGCGAUCUCCAGCGCCUAGAGGGCGUCCAAGAGCGCAUGUCAGCCUGCCCCCUGGGCGUCGGCGCUCUCGCGGGCAACCCUUUCGGCAUUGAUCGCGAAUUCAUGGCCAAAGACCUCGGGUUUCGCUCGGUCCAUCCCAACAGCCUGUGCGCCGUGGCUGACCGUGACUUCGUGGUUGAGAUCCUCCAGUGGGCCAGCCUUACCAUGGCUCACCUAAGCCGUCUAGCCGAGGAUCUGAUCCUCUUCUCCAGCGCCGAAUUCGGUUUUGUGCAGGUUGCCGAUGCUUACAGCACCGGAAGCAGCCUGAUGCCGCAGAAGAAAAACCCGGACAGUUUGGAGCUGAUUCGCGGCAAGGCUGGCCGCGUCAUGGGCCAUGCCUCUGGCUUCCUUGCCUCGCUCAAAUCCCUCCCGACUUCGUAUAACAAGGACCUCCAGGAGUCUGUUGAGCCCAUGAUCGACACCAUCAACUCCGUCUCAACAUGCCUUCGGAUCACUCAGGGCGUCCUCGCUACGCUCAAAAUCAACGGCGAUAAGAUGAGGGCGGCGUUGACCGACGACAUGCUAGCCACUGAUGUGGCUGACUACCUCGUGCGUAAGGGCGUUCCCUUCCGGCAAACUCACCACAUUGCUGGUGCCAUUGUCCGCAAGGCCGAGGAGGUUGGCGUCUCGAUUUCGGCUCUGCCGCUCGAGACUUUCAAGGAGAUAUCUCCCCUGUUCGAGGAGGACAUUUCUGAAGUCUUUGACUUCGAGAAGAGCGUGGAGAAGAGGUGUACGCCUGGUGGCACCAGCAGCAGCUCCGUGCUGGCCCAAAUCGCUGCGCUCGAAGCCUUCGUCUCAGGUCAGCAGCAGUAA
Molecule: messenger RNA, 1416 nt
Organism: Thermochaetoides thermophila DSM 1495
Lineage: Eukaryota; Fungi; Ascomycota; Sordariomycetes; Sordariales; Chaetomiaceae
Product: argininosuccinate lyase-like protein
Exons: 3
Coding region: 1-1416 (471 amino acids)
Cellular component (GO): cytosol
Molecular function (GO): argininosuccinate lyase activity
Source: RefSeq, a predicted model, not a curated record